Molecule: messenger RNA, 2382 nt
Organism: Aphanomyces invadans
Lineage: Eukaryota; Oomycota; Saprolegniomycetes; Saprolegniales; Verrucalvaceae
Product: NAD+ synthetase
Exons: 6
Coding region: 62-2308 (748 amino acids)
Biological process (GO): NAD+ biosynthetic process
Cellular component (GO): cytoplasm
Molecular function (GO): NAD+ synthase (glutamine-hydrolyzing) activity; ATP binding; glutaminase activity
Source: RefSeq, a predicted model, not a curated record
CGGCCAACUGUCGACGAAGGCCCGUCGUCAUUUUCGACGUCACACGCACGGUCGAAGCAAGAUGAACCCUCCGCUGGUGACGGUGGCCACGUGCAACUUGAAUCAAUGGGCGCUGGACUUUGACGGCAACUUGGCUCGUAUCGAGCAGUCGAUCCGCAUCGCGAAGGAGCGAGGUGCUACGUACCGUCUCGGCCCAGAGCUCGAAAUCUGUGGCUACGGGUGCGAGGACCACUUUCUCGAGGUGGACACGUUUUACCAUUGCUGGGAAAGCUUGGCGUCGUUGCUCCAGAGCGACGCGACGGACAACAUCCUUUGCGACAUCGGUAUGCCUGUCAUGCACCUGGGCGUGCGGUACAACUGCCGAGUGUUUUGCUUGGACCGCAAGAUCGUGUUCAUCCGGCCCAAGCUAUACUUGGCAGACGACGGCAACUACCGCGAAAAGCGCUGGUUCACGACGUGGAAGAUCCACUCUGACCCGGCGUUGAACCUCCAAACCCACAUGCUGCCUCCGCUCAUCCAGCAGUUGACGGGGCAAGUCGAAGUGCCGUUUGGAAUUGGCGCGAUCGCCGCGCGUGAUUCGGUGAUAUCGUCGGAAACAUGCGAAGAACUGUUCACGCCAGACUCGCCGCACAUCGCGCUGGCGUUGGGCGGCGUGGAAAUCAUUGGGAACGGGUCGGGGUCGCACCACCAACUUCGAAAGUUGGAGCACCGCAUCGACUUGAUCCGCGGCGCGUCGGCGAAAGCCGGCGGAGUCUACUUGUACGCCAACCAGCAAGGGUGCGACGGCGGUCGGCUGUACUACGAUGGGUGUGCGCUGAUCGUGGUCAAUGGCCACAUCGUUGCGCAAGGAUCGCAGUUCUCUGUCGUGGACGUUGAAGUGAUCACGGCAGUGGUCGACCUCGACGACGUCCGGUCGUACCGCGGGGCCGUGAGCUCCCGCAGCGAACAAGCGAGUUCGCUCGACCACCGCAGCUUAUCUCGCGUCGACUUGCCCUUCCACCUGUCGACAAAGAAUGGGUUCCAUCUCCAAACAACCCCGCGCAUCUCUGCGAGAAUCCACACUCCCGAGGAAGAGAUUGCGUUGGGACCAGCCUGCUGGUUAUGGGACUACCUCCGUCGAAGCAAAGCCAAGGGGUUUUUCCUGCCGCUGUCGGGCGGUGCCGACAGCGCGUCCGUGGCGGCGAUCGUCGGCGUCAUGUGCCACCUUGCGACCGCCGCCGCCAAUGCCGGCGACGUCCAGGUCCAAAACGACAUUCAAUACCUGUUGUCCGUCGAAGGCAGGCCAUACGUCCCGUUGACGGCGGCGGAACUGGCCAACUCGGUGCUCCACACGACGUACAUGGGGACGGAGAACAGCUCGGCGGCAACCAAGAACCGCGCGACGCACUUGGCCGCCGAAAUCGGGAGUUAUCACUUGAAUAUGACGAUCGACACGAUGGUGUCGGCCGUCGUGUCGACGUUUGCCCUCUUGGUUGGGAAAACACCCAAGUUUGGCGUCCAUGGGGGCACGCCGUCCGAGGAUCUUGCGCUUCAGAACAUCCAGGCACGUCUCCGCAUGGUCAUGGCGUACCUCCUGGCACAGUUGCUGCCGUGGGUCCGGUCUCGAUCGGGCUUCUUGCUCGUUCUGGGCUCGGCCAACGUCGACGAAGCCUUGCGAGGGUACAUGACCAAGUACGACUGCAGCAGUGCCGAUUUAAACCCCAUUGGUGCCGUUUCCAAAACGGACUUGAAGCGUUUGCUCAAGUACGCUGCGGUCAAGUACUCGUAUCCCACGUUGGCGGAGAUCGUGGCGGCGCCUCCGACCGCGGAACUGCGACCCACGAGUGGCGAGGGCGAGCACACCCAAGUCGACGAAGAAGAUAUGGGCAUGACGUACGUGCUCAUGGCCGUGUUGGUUGGAAUGUUGAACGUGGAGGCUUGGUGUAGGUACGACGAAUUGAGUUGGUUUGGUCGAUUGCGCAAGAUUGAUCGAUGCGGACCGUUGUGGAUGUUCCGCAAGCUCGGAGGCAUCUGGACGAACUUAUCCCCGCUCGAAAUCGCGGCAAAAGUGAAGCGUUUCUUCUUCUACUACGGGAUUAAUCGCCACAAGAUGACGACUCUGACGCCGUCGUACCAUGCCGAGAACUACUCGCCUGACGACAACCGGUACGCCUCCAACUCUCCACGUAGCGUGUCGGGAUGUUCAUCGUGUCUCUCCCGUAGGUUUGACUUGCGCCCGUUCCUGUACAACUCCAAGUGGACCCGGCAAUUCCAUGCCAUCGAUGCCCUCGCCAGCGAGAUGGACCUGCCCAAGGAAAAAAAGGAAUAGCGGCAUCAAUUCAAAUUGGAACCUCUCUGUUUCAAUAACUCGUUUAAUAGAGUUUUGGGGUAUCACUUGCAAAA